Molecule: messenger RNA, 1544 nt
Organism: Effrenium voratum
Lineage: Eukaryota; Dinophyceae; Suessiales; Symbiodiniaceae
Source: the annotation of a GenBank genome assembly
AGCCGGCUCAAGUGGAACCGGCCUCCCCGCGCCCUGUCAGGAUGCUUGUAAUGAAGCUGGCGCUGCUGGCUGCAGCCGCGGCGCUGAAGCAGAAGCCCAGCUGCGAUGGCUGGCGCUGCUCCCCGGGCUUCGUCAGGAACGAGGCCUACCACGGCAACGCAGGGACCAGCGAUGAGCAGUGCUGUGACAUCACUUGCAGCGGCGCCAAAGUCACUUGUCCCGCCGGCCAUGUGAUGAAAGAUCCACACAAGCCCGGUGUCAACGCCACGGAGUGCUGCUCUGCCACCUGUGCGUCGGUGGCCUGUGCGUACCCCAAGACCAGCUGGCCGAAGGGCUCGCCUCACCUGAGCAAGGUGUCCACGGAUCCGCUGGACUGCUGUCAGGACAGCUGCGCGGCCAUCUCUUGCCCGACAAAGUCCGCGCAUCUGCCUGCGAAGCUGAGCAGCCCCGCCACCAGCCCCGCAGACUGCUGCGCGCCUACCUGCGAAAGUGUGAGCUGCCCCAACGGCUUUGAGCACGUCAAGGACAAGCUCUCGGAGGUGGCAGGCGACGGGCAGAAGUGCUGCCAGCAGAAGUGCGGAGAUCUCAGCGGUGAGCAUGGCUUCCAGUGCAGCCAGGGCUGGAAGCCUUUGGGCGACGCCAGGAGCUGCGUGACCCAGCCCUGCAACGACAUGCAGUGCUGCAUGAAGACCUGCCAGGUCUACGCCUGCCCCGAGUCCUAUGUCAGCAAUCCCGCCCAUGCCAGCGCCUGGCCUGCAGACGACGACACUUGCUGCCAGAAGACCUGCCAGAUUCACCAGUGCGGUGCUGGCUACGUGCCAGGAAGCAAUUUCCAGCGCAACCACACGGUCGGGGAGGCCUCCUCCGUAUGCUGCGAUAAGACCUGCAGCCUGCACCAAUGCAGCAAAGGAGCGCUGGUCCCUGGCGCUGGCAAUAUCACAGGUGGCAGCGACGACGUGUGCUGCGAGCCGAGUCUUUGCGCGCUGUUCCGCAACCUCACGAAGUCGAAGAACACGGGCUGCAACUUUCAAGACGAGGGCAGCUGCCACGGCAUGUACACUAGCGUGAACAACACCAAGCUGAACAAGACCGAAGACUUGCGAUGCACCUGGGAAGCAAGCCUCGGCCUGUGCAGAUUGGGCAACACGAAGAAGCCUGAGGGGUGCCGCGAUUAGACCCGUGGUUCGUUGCGACAAUCGGCACUUGACAACAUUGGUGAACGGGCUGCUUUGUGUUCCCCGGACUACAGAGCGUCCGUGCUUGGGGAUGUGCUGGGAUAAGAUGGCGCUACUGGAUUUGUAUUUGAACCACUGCUCAAUGGCUAGAUGUUUCUGGAUGCUAUAGUGCACCAAGCAUCAAACCAAAGCAAGCCGCAUCAUUGCGAGCCACGCUGCAACGGGAGGCUCUUUGGCUGGUUGGCUUCAGGUUUGCUUCUUCCUGGCUGAUUGGAUGUCUUUUUGGUUGGGAAUCAAGCUAGCUUCAGAACAAAUUGCCAGACCAGGUGCUCUACGGUGCUCUCAUUGGAGCGCUUGAUCUUGACACAC